Exophiala mesophila is the source of this 2545-nucleotide messenger RNA. RefSeq lists its product as uncharacterized. The record is from RefSeq and is a predicted model, not a curated record. The coding region runs from base 39 to 2459 and encodes 806 amino acids. Gene Ontology annotation, cellular component: nucleus; preribosome, small subunit precursor. Gene Ontology annotation, molecular function: GTPase activity; U3 snoRNA binding; GTP binding. Gene Ontology annotation, biological process: maturation of SSU-rRNA from tricistronic rRNA transcript (SSU-rRNA, 5.8S rRNA, LSU-rRNA); endonucleolytic cleavage of tricistronic rRNA transcript (SSU-rRNA, 5.8S rRNA, LSU-rRNA); ribosome biogenesis. NCBI's taxonomy places the organism in Eukaryota, Fungi, Ascomycota, Eurotiomycetes, Chaetothyriales, Herpotrichiellaceae. The transcript has 2 exons.
UCAGAUUCAAAGCUGGAGACUCGGGGACUACAGUCAAGAUGGCCCCGACGCAGACUUCUGUCCACCAUCAUAGGAACACCACCAAAGUCGAUCAUAAACCAUUCAAAUCUCGAUUUGCCUCCAAGAGUGCUUUGAAGGAUCGCGCCAAAGGCAAGGUCGAGAGUUCCAGACCGGAAAAAGGCAAAAGAGGAACACCCCAUCAACAAGUCAUGUCCAAAUUGGCCCGACGAAACCAAGCCAAACAACUGCGUAUGCACCAUAGAGAGAAACGCAAUCAUGAGGAGAACAUCUUUCAGGGUGCCGACGGUGCCGCCAAACAUAUCGCUGUUGUCCCUCUGUCGAGCCAGGUCGAUGUAUAUUCCGCCAUCGGAGACCUGAAUGAGAGUGUCGAUAUUUCCAGACCAGAGUCCGCCACGGGGACCGUCCCCGCCAGAGUCGAUCGAUUUCGUCGCAACUUGCUCUAUCUUCCUGCCCGAUUCGACCUCCUCAAUGCCCUUGAUAUUUGCAAAUUAGCCGACUGGGUCAUCUUUGUCCUCGACGCAGACCAGACUUUUGGACAAGAGGAGGACUCGUUUUUAAGAGCCAUUGAAGGACAAGGCAUCACCAAUGUUACCGCUGUGGUCAAAGACUUAGACUCGAAGGUCCCUGCCGCGAAACGGUCCCGCCACUUGACUGAUUUGAAAAUCUCGAUUGGCCAUUACUUCCCCAGCCUGGAUAGACUUUCAAAUCUCGACAAUAAGUCAGACUGCUCAAACUUGGUGCGGAGUUUGUGUACUGCCUCAACCAGGGGCAUUCGCUGGCGAGAUGAUCGGAGUUGGAUGUUGAUUGAGAAUGUGGAGUGGGCUGCCAACACUGAAGGAGGCUCGACGAGCAAUGUGACGGUGUCCGGUACCAUUCGAGGAAAAGGUUUGAAUGCUGAUCGUCUGGUCCAUAUACCAGGAUGGGGUGAUUUCCAGAUUGAAUGCAUUAAAGAAUCACCCGCCCAAGGUCACAAGCGCAAAGCAGAUGAGAUGGAUGCCGACAUACCUGUCAAGACAUGGUCACCAUCAGCAGAGCAGGACGAUCUCGCCGAGCUCGCCCCAGAACAGGUGGACAUGCAAGAUAUUGCGAGCACUGCAGCAACCAACGACCACAAGGGUGUGCUCCUCGACGAUCACCAUUAUUUCUCCGAUGACAACUCCCAUAUCCCAGCACGACCCAAGAAACUUCCCGAAGGCACCUCCAAUUACCAAGCGGCCUGGUAUCUAGAUGAUGUGUCAGAUUCAGACUCGGAGUUCAUGGAUGAUGAUGUUGACCGUGAUAUGGAUAUGGAGGCUGAAAAGUUAGGUCCUGAGGAUGGAUUUGUUCUGAAUGAAGGAGAUGGGAUGACUGAGGGUGGUCUUUCAGAAUAUCCAGAGUCAGAGAUGCACGUGGAUGCCGACGAUGAAGAAGAGGCACGACAAUUGGAGGAACAUCGAGCCAGCCGAAAACAAGAAGCCGAAGAAGAUCUUGAAUUCCCUGAUGAGAUUGAGCUGCAUCCAGAGGUCGCUGCUCGAGAACGCCUUGCCAAAUAUCGUGGUCUAAAGAGUCUCAGAACCAGCGAAUGGAAUCAUGCCGAGGAUUUACCAUAUCAACCGUUGGACUACAAUCGUCUCCUUCAGAUUGCCGACUACAAAAAGUCGUACACUGCGGCCGUUCGAGAAUCUUUCGGUGGUGGUGUUGUGGCUGGGACCAAGGUUGAGAUCGAGCUUCGAAACGUCCCUACGUCCCUCCAGACAACAACUCCAUCUUCAUUAUUCUCCCUCCUUCGUCACGAACACAAGCACGCAGUCAUCAAUCUCAACUUGACCCUCCAUUCUCUCGUUGAAGGCCCACUCAAGUCUAAGGACGAACUCGUUGUGCAAAUUGGCCAUCGGAGACUACUGAUCAACCCUAUUCUAUCUGCCUCUGGACAGACGCCUAACGAUGUACACAAAUUCGACCGCUUCCUACAUCCAGGUGGCACCUCCAUUGCCACUUUCACUGGGCCUCUCACAUGGGGAUCUGUACCGGUGCUCGUGUUCCGUCGCGGUUCCUCUGCCACUGACGAUCAGCAAGACCCACCACAGCUCAUUGACAGCACUACACCGAGCACCAGCAACCCCUCAACCUCUCCUCUGGAAUUUAUUGGAACUGCAACCACCAUCCCACCGUCACACACGCGCGUCAUCGCCAAACGAGUCAUUCUUACUGGCGCACCAUUCAAGAUUCACAAGAAGCUCGUGACAGUGCGAUACAUGUUCUUCAGUCGAGAAGACGUGCUCUGGUUCGCCGCUCUUCCAUUGUGGACCAAACGUGGUCGCCAGGGGUUCAUCAAGGAGCCUUUGGGUACGCACGGAUACUUCAAGGCCACAUUUGACGGAAAGAUCAACCCGAUGGACGCCAUUGGUGUCAGUCUGUAUAAACGGGUCUGGCCUCGACCGGCAACAGUUUAUGAAUGAUGAAAUAAAAUUUCAUGUAAUGAGCAGCAUGACACAAUGAAAUGAAAAUGAGGGAGAUGGAGACUUUCUAGAUACUCCGAAUUAUA